Plasmodium reichenowi is the source of this 4371-nucleotide messenger RNA. RefSeq names its product DNA polymerase 1, putative. The transcript has a single exon. Gene Ontology annotation, molecular function: DNA-directed DNA polymerase activity; DNA binding. The coding region runs from base 1 to 4371 and encodes 1456 amino acids. Gene Ontology annotation, biological process: DNA-templated DNA replication; double-strand break repair. The record is from RefSeq and is a predicted model, not a curated record. Lineage: Eukaryota; Apicomplexa; Aconoidasida; Haemosporida; Plasmodiidae.
AUGAAAUUGUUUGAUUCAUUUUUUAAACAUGCUUUGAUAAGAAUAAAUAAAAGGAAUAUAAUAUAUUUGAAUGCCACUAGGUACUAUUGUAAUAACAUAAAUUAUAAUGCUUUAAUAAAUUUGUUAAAUAAGAAAAAUGAUAUAAAUAAAGAAAUAAAUGCCUUAUAUUCUUUAUUAGAAAGAUUGUCAAAUUAUAAGUACGAACAAUAUAAAGAUAAGUUAACUCUGAAAAAUAAUAUAAAAGAUGAAAUUAAAAUAACAAAUGGUGAUAAAAUUAAUAAUAUAAAUGUUGAAAGGGAUAUGAAUAUUUCUCAUUUGGAUCAUCAUAAUAAUAAUAAUAAUCAUCAUAAUAAUCAUCAUAAUAAUCAUCAUCAUAAUAAUCAUCAUCAUAAUUUUAAUGAUUAUAAAAAACUAAUUGAUAAUUGGAAAAAUGAUAAAAUAAAAAUAUUUAUAAGCUGGUGUCCCGAAAUUGUUGAAGAUAAAUAUAAGUCCAAAUGUUUCUCUAUACCAACUUAUAUCACAUUCCAUAUUGUUAUAUCUAAUAAUGAUAUUAAGUUGAAUAAUAUUUUGCAUAAUUCUCAUGAAUAUGAUAAUUGGAACUUUAAUAAAAUAAUACAAACAAUAAGUAAUCAUAACAAUUUAAAAGAUAAAAAAAAGGAAAAAGAAAUUGGACAACAACAUUCACAAGAAUAUAUUGGAAAUUUUAAAAAGGGAGAUUCUGAAAUACCAUCAUAUGAUUUCAAAGAAUCUUUAUUAGAACACAUAAAUGAAUCUUCACAAUUAAAUCAUUCCAUAUUAUCUCACAAAACAAAAGAACAAAUCUAUCAUACUAAUAAUAAUAUAAAUGGUAAUUAUAAUAAUGAUGAUGAACACAUAAUUAACAAAUGUCAACAUAAUAGUGAUUAUAUUCAUGAUGAACAUAUUGAAGAAGAGGGAAAGGAAAAAAGAAAACAAAAAAAAAAAAAUAGCAUAAUAGAAGAAAAAAAAAAAACAAAAACAAAAAAAAAAAAAGAUGAAGAAUCUCAUAAUAAUAUAAUAAAUUAUACUAUAAAGAAAAAAACAAAUACAAAUAAUUCAUUAUAUAAUAUAGAAUCAAUCUUAAAUAUACCAACAACUUAUGAACAUAAUAUACAUUAUGAUAAAUGUAUACAUAAAGAACAAAAUCAUAUUUUUUUCUUUUCCUUUAAUAUAUCCGAAUUAAUAAUUAAUGAUCAAGUAAAAAAAAAAUUGAAUGAUUGUAUUCAACAGAAUUUUAUAAAACAAAAUAUAUCAAAUAUACAUAUGGAUGAUCUUUUUUUAUUUGUUGUAUAUGAUUAUAAAAAUUUAAUACAUAUAUUUAAUAAUAUUAAAUUAAAAUUAAUAAAUAUUAAUAAUAUAUUUGAUAUAUAUAUUAUUAGUUCACUAAUACAAUUAGUUCAAAGAGGGGAAAAAUUACAAAAUGUGUAUAAUGAAUAUUUAAAUGUUAAACAUAAAAUUCUUAUACCUAAUAAAAUUAAUGAUAUACAAAAUUUAAGUCUUUAUAAUUUUUCGUAUUUUUCAAAGUUUGCUCCUGAAUUUAGCGAUGUCAUAUCAGCAAAGUUUGGGUUAUAUGGUUGGGGAAAAUAUCAAAAGAAAAAAGAUAAGAAAAAUAAAAACCAAAUUGAAAAUCACGAAAAUAAUCAAAAUAAUGAAUAUGUUCAAAAUAAUGAAUAUGUUCAAAAUAAUGAAUGUGUUCAAAAUAAUGAAUGCGUUCAAAAUAAUGAAUAUGUUCAAAAUAAUGAAUAUGUUCAAAAUAAUGCAUGUGUUAAAAAUAAUGAAUAUGUUCAAAAUAAUGAAUAUGUUCAAAAUAAUGAAUAUGUUCAAAAUAAUGAAUGUGUUAAAAAUAAUGUACACAAUGAUGAUACAUAUGUAGACAUAUCAAAUGAGAGAAAGAAUAAGAAGAGUAAAGAAGUCAAAAACAAAAAAAAGAUGGAGAAAAAAAACAAAGUAGAAAAAGAAAAACAAAAUUAUUUAAGUUUUACUCCUCAUAAUAUAAAUAAUCUUCAAGAUAUUAAAAAACUUGUAUUUGGGAAUAAAAGAAAUAUAUCAGAUAUUACAGAAGAAGAUAAUAUAUGUUAUAGUAUAUCACGAAAUUGUUGUUUAAUUUUACUAUUUGAAUAUUUCAUAAAUAAAUUAGAACAUAAUAUCAACAUACUAAAUUUAUACAUCAAAGUUGAACAACCAUUAAUAUUAUGUAUAAGUCAUAUAGAGGAAAAAGGAAUCUUCUUGAAUCAAAAUAAAAUUGAAGAGAUACAAAAAAAAUCAGAUGACCCUUUAAUAUAUAAAAAUGAAAUUGAAGAAUUAUGUAAAUGUAAUAUUAAUUUGAAUUCAUCCAAGCAAGUCUCUUCAUUGAUAUAUAAACAAUUAUUAGACAUAUCGAUUAGCACAGAUAACACGGAAGAAAAUAUGGAAGAUGUAGAUGAACAUACAGAUCACCAGGAAGAAGAACAUGUAAAUGAUCAUAAUAAUGAAUGUGUAGAUCAAUUAGAAGCAUAUACUCAAACAAAGCAAAAAGAAAGAAAAGACAUAUAUAAUAAUAAUAAUAAUAAUAAUAAUAAUAAUGGAAAUAAUAAUGAAAAUAAUAAAAAUAAUAAUGAAAAUAAUAAAAAUAAUAAAAGUAAUAAUGAAAAUUAUAAUUCAAGUAAAAAGCAUCCUUUAAUAACAAAUACUAAUAACGAUGAUACAUCUAGUCGUAAUGCACAAGAUACAUCUGGCCAAUAUGAUAAUUAUAUAAAUGAACAUAAUAAUUAUAAUAAAUUUAUAAAAAAUAAUCCUUUUUACUAUAAUAAUAAUAAUAAUAAUAAUAUUUCUAAUCGUAAGCUUAUGAACAAUCUUGUAAACCUUAAUUACACUUCAUUAUAUAAUAAAAAGAAAAAUAGUCAUCCAUAUGAUGAAAAUAAUAAGUUGUUUUUCCUCAACAGCAGCCAUAAUAAUUAUAAUAAUAAUAAUAAUAUUAACGAAAUGAGCAGAAACAAAAAUCUCCAAACCAAUAAUAAGUCAUUAAAAAUUCUUGUAGAUGAAAUUGAAAAAAGUAAUUAUAUAAAAGAAAAGGAAAAAGAAAAAUUAAAAAAAAUUAUUAGAAAUAUUAAAUUAUAUAGAGAAACUAAAAAAUUAGUACAAAAUUAUAUAGAAAAUCUCCCUAAAUAUAUACAAAAAAAUACAAAUAAAAUACACUGUAAUUUUAAUCAAAUUGGAGCUUCAACAGGAAGAUUAUCUUGUGAUCAACCAAAUUUGCAAAAUAUACAUUCACGAUUUCGUUGUGCUAUAUCUUUAAAAGGUAAGGAAGAAAAUGACACACAUGAUAAUAAUAAUAAUAAUAUACCACAGAUUCAUAUAUCAACUAAUAAUGUACCCAUGAAUAUUAUGUCAUCUACAUAUCCUUUAUAUACCAUGAAUAAAAAAAAUUUAAUCACCUUCGAUUAUAAACAAAUGGAAUUAUUUGUCAUGGCAUAUCUCAGUUUUGAUGAACAAUUAUUGAAAUUAUUAAAUUAUAGUGAUGUAUUUAUCGAAACAGCCAAAGUACUAUUUAAUACUCAUGAUGUUACAAAUGAAUUAAGAAGAAUGACCAAAACUGUUAUAUAUGGUAUAUUAUAUGGACAAACUGAAAAUGGACUAGCCAAAAGUUUAUUAAUUAGCGAUACUUUGGCUAGUAACCUAAUAGAAAACUUUUUUCAAUUUUUUCCAAAGGUAUAUCGAUUUAUGCAAAUGCAGAAAUUUUUAGUCAAACAUAUGAAUUGUGUUUAUACACUUAUAGGAAGGAAAAGAAUAAUAUUACCAAAUAUUAAAAAUAAAUAUAGGAUAAGUAUGAAUACACCUAUACAAGGAUGUGCAGCAGAUAUUAUGAAAUUUUCUCUCUUGUCAUGUUUUAGUGUUCUUAAUAAUAAUAUAUAUAAUAAUAAUAAAUUAUUAAAAAUGAAUAAUAUAAAUCCUUUAAUGAUACAUAAAAAUCAAGCCUUUUUAAAUCCAACUAAUUUAAUUUUGCAAGUACAUGAUGAAUUAUUAUUAGAAAGUGAACAUGAUGCUACAAAAUAUAUUAUACAACUACUAAAUCCUAUAUUAGAAAAUGCUUUUUAUAACUUAAUUUAUUAUACCAACUCUUUAGAUAGACUUAAACUAUUAUAUGAUUAUAUGCAUGAUAAUAUUUCUAUCAAAACAUAUAUAGAUAUUUUACAAGAUAUAAAUAACAAACAAUAUAAUGAUGUAAAAAUAUACAAUGGUGUAUAUAAUACAAAUGUAUCAGAAGAACCACACAUAUAUAAUAUAUCAAAUAAUGUGGAUCAUAUAUUUCAAAAAUUUAAUUUUAAGUUGCCUAUUAAAGUUGAAUCAGGCGGAGUCUACAAGGAGUCUUCAUAA